CCCUCGCGACCAAAGAAAGGACGAACCAACACACCCUGGACGCCAGCGGAAGAGCAGAGGUUGAAGGUGAUGAGAGAUGCCGGUAACAGUUGGAGCGAGAUCGCAAAGACGUUUCCCACGCGGACCGAGGGCAGCGUCAAGAAGCACUGGUACAAGGACAUGCACUACGCAGAGUUUGCGGAAGACGAGAGCGCGGCACUACUCGCUGCCAUCAAGGAAUACGAACAAAGCAAAUGGAAGGUUAUUGGACAGAAAGUCGGCAAACCCGCCAAGGCUUGCGAACAAUAUGCCAAAGAGCAUUUCGGCACCAAAGGCUAA
Molecule: messenger RNA, 318 nt
Organism: Aureobasidium namibiae CBS 147.97
Lineage: Eukaryota; Fungi; Ascomycota; Dothideomycetes; Dothideales; Saccotheciaceae
Exons: 4
Biological process (GO): positive regulation of transcription by RNA polymerase II; mitotic cell cycle
Cellular component (GO): nucleus
Molecular function (GO): RNA polymerase II cis-regulatory region sequence-specific DNA binding; DNA-binding transcription factor activity, RNA polymerase II-specific
Source: RefSeq, a predicted model, not a curated record